AUGUGUUGGGAGUUUAGGUAUAACAAAUUGGUAGAGGUAAGGGAUGAUAAAUUGCAAACCAAAACCAUCUCAACAGUAGACGGCCUUGUGGAAGAUAUGUCUGCAGAGUUGCAAAUUUAUACCGACUUCUUGAGAAUUGUCCUAUAAAUAUUAAAUGCAAUUUUGACAUAUGCACUGCUGCGGAAUCCUGAGGUUGUCUAUGCCAUUAUGCACAGACAGGAAGUCUUUCAACCGUUCAGGAACCAUCCUCGCUUUGCUGAGCUCCUUGAAAAUAUAUAUAAUGUAUUGGAUUUUUUUCAACAGUCGUAUGGACUCCCAAAGAAUGGAUGGUGAAUGGUCUGUAGAAAAAGUUCUCCUGUUCAUAAUUAAUAAUUGUCGAUCUUGGCGAGGUGACGGGAUGAAGAUAUUCACUCAGUUACACUUCUCAUAUGAACAAGAGAGUCAUCCGGAGGAGUUCUUUAUUCCAUAUGUUUGGCAGCUCGUCUUAUCCUGCUGCGGAUUCAGUUUCAAUGCAGAUGCUAUAAAUUUGUUCCCUGUUGAUCUGCACGCCGAUAAACAGAUUUACUACGAAGAACCGAAUAUAAAUCUAAAUGGUGAGUUAAACGAACACCGAGUUCUGUUUGAUCCGUAAAAAAAGAAAAGGCAUUUUAUACCAUACGCUUGCGCUAUGCAUGUACGGUUUGUGGUGUAUUUCGUAAAUACAUGAAAAGAU
Messenger RNA from Hibiscus syriacus, 712 nucleotides. Its product is annotated as dymeclin-like. Gene Ontology annotation, cellular component: Golgi apparatus. The transcript is spliced from 7 exons. The coding region runs from base 170 to 631 and encodes 153 amino acids. The record is from RefSeq and is a predicted model, not a curated record. NCBI's taxonomy places the organism in Eukaryota, Viridiplantae, Streptophyta, Magnoliopsida, Malvales, Malvaceae. Gene Ontology annotation, biological process: Golgi organization.